Aspergillus ibericus CBS 121593 is the source of this 534-nucleotide messenger RNA. RefSeq lists its product as uncharacterized. The record is from RefSeq and is a predicted model, not a curated record. NCBI's taxonomy places the organism in Eukaryota, Fungi, Ascomycota, Eurotiomycetes, Eurotiales, Aspergillaceae. The transcript has 2 exons. The annotation marks the transcript as partial.
GCUAGAGGUGGCGUCAACUUCGUCCGAAUCUUCUUCUACAAUGGAAACAAUCUCAGCCUUGAGCGAAAGAGGGCUUUGGUUGCUCUUGCCUACGCGACAGCUCGAGACCAACUACUGGCUCCCAAGGAAAUUUUGAUUCGGGUUGAUAGUAUUCCUAGUGCGGACUUGCACAAAACCACCUCCAAUAAAGGCAGACAUAUCAUUGAUCCCAGAGACUGGCAUGGUACCUUCGCCUUCAAAGGCAGUGAUCAAGUCUCGCGGGAAUACCAUGUGGCCUCACAUGGAUAUACAAAUGGAAAAGAGGAUCUCACCCUGACGGAAGCUACGCAUACACCGGAGAAACCAGACAACACUUGUCGGGGUGGACCGGAGUCUGAUAAGGUUGUUUGGCCACCGAUCGAGUUCCUGGACGAGUUUGUCGAUAGUCCUAUUGGUUACUCUCACCUACCGACCCAGGAUCAGGGACAGGAUCAGAGCAACGACUCUUGAGCUGAGAGUUCUCUCGUACUAGAGCAAGUGCUGUCAGGAAAUCUC